This is a messenger RNA of Meleagris gallopavo (turkey), 2397 nucleotides long. RefSeq names its product fibulin 7 (gene FBLN7). The record is from RefSeq and is a predicted model, not a curated record. Gene Ontology annotation, molecular function: calcium ion binding. Lineage: Eukaryota; Metazoa; Chordata; Aves; Galliformes; Phasianidae.
AUGUUGCCCUACACCAUUUCCAGAAUCAUUCAGCGCCUCCCUCUGCUGCUGCCGCUGCUGCUGCUGUGCCCGGCGGCACGGCUGGCCACGCCGGCGGCCCAGGGCUGCCCAGGCAGGCAGCAGCUCCUGGCAGCUGUGCGGCAGAUGCAGCAGCUGCUGAAGGGGCAGGAGACGCGCUUCGCCGAGGGCCUGCGCCUGAUGAAGAGCCGCCUCAGCACGCUGCAUGCAGCCCUGGCCAAGGCGGCCCCGGAGCCCACGCCUGUGUCCUGCCCAGCCCCACAGGCCCCUGCUGGCGGGCGAAUGUUCGGCACCAAGUACCUGGUGGAGCACGAGGUGCACUUUGCCUGUGAGCCUGGCUUCGAGCUGCAGGGUUCCAGCACACGGAUAUGCCAGGCCGAUGGCAGCUGGAGCGGACAGGAGCCACGCUGCACAGAGCUCAGCACGUGCUCCAGCAGCCCCUGCCAGAACGGUGGCACUUGCGUGGAGGGACCAGGCCAGCACCGCUGCCUCUGCCCACCGCCGUGGAGCGGGGCCGCCUGCCAGCACCGCACGCAGACAGAGCCCCCAGCAUGGAGUGCGACAGCCGAUCCUGCCUUCAGCCGCAAGCCCCGCUGUGCCCAGGUGGAUCACGCCCAGCAGUGCCGCUGUGAGCCCGGCUUUCACAUGAGCGGCACAGCUGCCGCCAGCCUCUGCCAGGACGUGGACGAGUGUGAGCUGUACCAGGCAGAAGGGGCCCCGCGGCUGUGCGCUCACGCCUGUGUCAACCUGCCCGGCUCCUACCGCUGCGCCUGUCCCAGUGGGUACAGCCUGCUGGGCGACGGCAAGAGCUGUGAAGACAUCGACGAGUGCGCUCUGUCGCGGGACAACUGCACGAGGGGCACAACGUGCAUCAACACAGGAGGGGGCUUCCAGUGCGUCAGCCCCGAGUGUCCCCAGCCCGGCGGCAACAUCACCUACGUGAAAACAUCUCCCUUCCAGUGCGAGCGCAACCCCUGCCCGAUGGAUAGCAGAUCGUGCCACCAGGCGCCCAAAACCAUCUCCUUCCACUAUUUGCCCCUGCCCUCCAAUCUGCUGACCCCAACCCCGCUCUUCCGCAUGGCCACGGCGGCGGCACCCGGCCGGCCGGGACCCGACAGUCUCCGCUUUGGCAUUGUGGGAGGCAACAACCGGGGCCACUUUGUGAUGCAGCGCUCGGACCGGCAGACCGGGGAGCUCAUCCUGGUGCAGAGCCUGAAGGGCCCCCAGACCAUCCAGGUGGAUGUGGACAUGUCCGAGUACCUGGAUCGCACCUUUCAGGCCAAGCAUCUCUCCAAAAUCACACUCUUCGUCUCUGCCUAUGAGUUCUAGGGCACACCAGGGGGCGGCUGCAGGGUUUGGAUGCUCUCAUGUGCGUGGUGGCUAUGGUCCCUUUUCAGAUGAAAGCACUACAGGUGCCAGCAAGCACUGGAGCCCUGAAGCCAGCUGUCCCCCCUCUGCACUGAGGUGAUUUUGUCUGAGUCUCCAGGUGCUUUUUACUCCCACCUCCAUGGAAAAAGCAGCACGUGAUGUGCGACAAACUGCAUGCAGGUUAUCUGCUUGCUGAGUGCGGGAGCAGGGCGUUAUUUUUGCUCACAGCUCCAGGAGGACAUCCUAUAACCUCUGCACCUAUGCAAUGCAAAUGACAGGUAGAAACCAAGGUGCUUACUUCUUUUUUGAUUCCUUUUUUGUAGGAAACAAGCUAAGCCAGUGCUGUCAGCCCUUCUCUGCACUGGGCUGGGCUUGCUUCCCUCUGAACACCAAGACCCCCAGCUGAGAUUUGCUGAGUGGAGCUCAAGCUCUUGGUGCUGCUUGGGGUGGUGGCAGCUGUGCCCUGAAGCCCUGAAGCUGCCUGGCACAACACACUGCACCACUGGGAGCACAUGGAGAAAUUCUUCCCAGCCUACACCUGAAGCAGAAAGUUUGGGGUGGGACCCUCCAAAAGUGAGAUUGUUGCUCGGGUUGGGGUCAGCCAUCCUGAUGUCCCCAGAGAUGCAGGAAGGACUCGGUGCCAUCCUACAUGACGAGCUGGAGAUGAGGGAUGGCUGGAAGGCUGUCCCAUGCCUUAAUCCUCUUGGAUGGGGUCAUGCACCUGCAUCCACCCGUGACCUGGCAUGGACGUGCCAUGGGGAUCGCUUCAGCUGAGCACGGUGCUUGUCUUGCAAGAGCUCAGGGUGUGAAUAUCUCAUUUUUUAACACCCCUUGUCCUCUUGUAGGAAUAGUUGUCGGCUCCUGCCAUGGUACUGCAACACGUGCCCAGGGCUGGCACUACUGUGGUGCUCACCUCUGCUCCCCAGUGCAGCGCUUGUGCAUGUAAACCACAAAAACAUUAUGCAUGUUUCUUUCUCAUUUAGUACAAUUAAAGGACGAUAUAGCCUCUGA